AUGUCCUGGCUCGACGAACCCGCAACAAUCAGCCGCAUCAAGAACCUCAUGAAUGACUUCCACGUACCUGGUCUUGCCAUAGCGAUCGUAGAUGGCUCUGAGAUCCGUUCCCGAGCCUUCGGAAAUGCAUCCCUCGAUCCGCCAACUCCAUGUACCCCCGACACAAUUUUCGAAGUUGCUUCAUGCUCCAAAGCAUUGACUUCGCUCGCGGUUGCUUUGCUUGUGGAAAACGAGCAUGAGUUUUCGACAAAGGCCCAAUGGGAUUCCUUGAUGUCAAGUUUACUACCUGAUGACUUUGUUCUUUCGACCGCCGAGGCCACCAAUAUGGUCACCGUGGAGGAUGUCUUGAGCCACAGAACCGGUUUGCCAAGCCACGAUCUGAGUAUCUUGAGCAUUGAGUCAAAACAUCCUGAUACUGUCCGCUCCAUUACUAGAAACUUGCGUCAUCUCGCUUUGAGCAAAGAGCCAAAAACAACUUAUCAGUACAGCAACAUGAUGUACACUGUUGCUACUCACCUCAUUGAGACUCUGAGCCAGCAAUCUUUCUCACACUUUCUACGCGAGAGAAUACUGAGACCACUAGGUAUGACAUCGACCUUCACCGGAUCUGCCCAGGUUUGGGCUUCUGGUCAAGGCGAUCGAUUCUCCACUCCAUACUUCUUCCAUGACGGCAAAUAUCACCAUACCUGCCACCAGGAUACACCCCAAGGCCAGGGUGCAGGGUCGAUCCAGAGCAGUGUUGACGACUACGCUAAAUUUAUACGCGCCAUGAUGAACCGCAUGGAUCCCAUUACUCGUCCAAUCUACGAAUCUGUCACAGACCCAAGGAUCUCUCGAACUCCUGGAAAGACACUGGAGGAUAGAGGAAAAGAUGGAUCGCCAGAAGCAAGCUAUGCUUUGGGCUGGGAUGUCAAGCAUUACCGCGGAGCCAAGAUCAUCGCCCACGACGGCAUUAUUGCCGGCUACGGAAGCAGGAUGUUUAUGCUGCCAUCUCAGAAUAUUGGAGCCGUGAUACUUGGGAACAGCGAAGGGGCUUUUCAUCUGUCCGCAAUUAUCCAAAACAGUAUCCUCGACCAAGUCCUGGAGACUCCUUUCGACCAGCGUGGGGGAUUUGCAAACAGUCGAGUCAAACGCUUCAAAGCACAAGAAGCACGCCGAGAGAAGAACUUCAAGCGAAAUUUUGAGAGAAGAGAACAGGCGAAAGGCACUUUGCAAGUUGACAUGGAAGCUUACCAAGGGUCGUUCUGGAAUAUAGGUUACCGUACUCUGAUCGUAAGAGAGAUGGACGGUUGCCUCUGCGUUGAUGGGAGAGACCACAAUAUCUCUUUCAUAGUCUUACUCGAGCACGUGGCCGACAAUACCAUCUUUCGGGGCUAUCUGGUUGAGAUUAUUGGCGACGAGUCUGACGAAGAGGUCUUGCCAGUACGAUUCAAGUUCGAUACAGAAGGAAAGGUGAUCGCCGUUGGUUUGGGCCUUGAAAAAGCUUUGGGUAGCGAUCACUUGAUUUGGUUCACUCGGGACGAAGGAUGGGAACAAAGAGACGUAUGA
This is a messenger RNA of Aureobasidium pullulans EXF-150, 1548 nucleotides long. RefSeq names its product beta-lactamase family protein. NCBI's taxonomy places the organism in Eukaryota, Fungi, Ascomycota, Dothideomycetes, Dothideales, Saccotheciaceae. Bases 1 to 1548 code for a protein of 515 amino acids. The transcript has 2 exons. The record is from RefSeq and is a predicted model, not a curated record.